Molecule: messenger RNA, 2375 nt
Organism: Mugil cephalus (flathead mullet)
Lineage: Eukaryota; Metazoa; Chordata; Actinopteri; Mugiliformes; Mugilidae
Product: zinc-binding protein A33-like
Exons: 2
Coding region: 162-1541 (459 amino acids)
Molecular function (GO): protein binding; zinc ion binding
Source: RefSeq, a predicted model, not a curated record
UUGUGUGACUAAAGAGAGACACAGAUGAUCAGAUUCAGCUUCAGACCAAACUAACACCUUCCUCUAAAUGAGUCCAGCUACAGGAGAGAAAAGUGGAAACUACAACACUGCUGCUUCAAGCUGCUGACUCUCCACACACUGAAGCUUCACUCAGAGACUAAAUGGCUUCCAGAUCAGAGGAGGAUCUCUGCUGUCCAGUCUGUCAGGAGGUCUUCAGAGAUCCUGUUGUUCUGUCAUGUAGCCACAGCUUCUGUAAAGUCUGUCUGAAGAACUGGUGGAGAGAGAAACCAUUACACCAGUGUCCAGUUUGUAAGAGAAGAUCUUCAAGAGAUGAUCCACCUUUAAACUUGGUGUUGAGGAACCUGUGUGAGUCCUUCUUACAGGAGAGAGAUCAGAGAUCUCCAGAGGCUCUCUGCAAUCUGCACUCUGAGAAAUUCAAACUCUUUUGUCUGGACCAUCAGCAGCCAGUGUGUCUCAUCUGCAGAGAUUCAGAAAAACACUCCAACCACAGAUUCAGACCCAUCAAUGAAGCUGCACGACAGCACAAGAAGAACCUUCAGGAAACUCUGGAGCCCUUAAAGAAGAAGUUAAAGGUUUAUGAAGAAGUUAAAGUGAAGUUUGAUGAAACAGAAAAACACAUCAAGGUCCAGGCCCGACACACAGAGAGGCAGAUUAAGGAGCAGUUCAAGAAGCUUCACCAGUUUCUAGCAGAGGAAGAGGAGGCCAGGAUGGCUGCACUGAGAGAGGAAGAGGAGCAGAAGAGUCAGAUGAUGAAGGAGAAGAUGGAGGCUCUGAGCAGAGAGAUAGCAGCUCUUUCAGACACAGUCAGAGCCACAGAGGGGGAGCUGAGAGCUGAAGACGUCUCAUUCCUCAACAACUACAAGGCUGCAGUGGAAAGAGUCCAGCGCUGCCUCCUGCUGGAUGAUCCACAGCUGCCCUCAGGAGCUCUGAUAGACCAGGCCAAACAUCUGGGCAACCUGGCCUUCAACAUCUGGAACAACAUGAAGGACCUGGUCUCCUAUACUCCUGUCAUUCUGGAUCCGAACACUGCUUAUUCAACAAUGACCCUGUCUGAAGAUCUGACCAGUGUGAGAUUAGGAGAUAAACAACAACUUCCUGAUAAUCCAGAGAGAUUUGAUUAUUUCUGUUCUGUCCUGGGCUCUGAGGGCUUUAACUCAGGGACUCACAGCUGGGAUGCUGAGGUUCAAGAUAACAGAUGGUGGUAUGUGGGUGUGACAGCCGAAUCUGACCAGAGGAAGGGACUCAUACAAUCUGGAUUGUGGACCAUAAAUUUCAUUGGAGGUAAAUACUUCAAAUGGUCACCACCAGCUCCUCCCACUUUUCUCCCAGUAGAGAAGAAGCUCCAGAGGAUCAGAGUGAAUCUGGACUGGAACAGAGGAAAUCUGUCCUUCUCUGAUCUUGAUACUAACACACACAUACACACCUUUACACACACUUUCACUGAGAGGAUGUUUCCAUUCAUUGGAACUGGAGAUAAACUCAAACCAGUGAAGAUUUUACCAGUGAAUCAGAUCAGUUAGAGAUAAACAGGAUGAUUGUGUAAAUGAUGCCAUUUCACAUUGCAUUCUUUUCGUAGAAUGAGUUUAUUCAUCACAGUAUAGUAAAAAUGAUUCAUAUUUAACUAAAUUCAGAUUCAUCCUUCAGAAUUUUCUACAUUUACAUGUAAAAAUUAUUAAUUAUGACAUAUCAUAAAAAAAAGUAAGUGCUUGUCUUUAGAAGAUUUCAAAUUAAUUUCCAGGCUAAUUAAGAAUUCAUUAGUUCUUAAGUGUUUCCAACCAAAGACACUGCUCUCCGUCCAAAAAGAACAUUUGGGACAAUGUUUAGUGGACAGAUGAGACCAGAGUAGAAUAGUUUGGUUUAAAUGUUUGGGCAUCGUGUUUUUUGACAUGUUGAAGCAGGCAAGAGUUUGUCUUUGGUUUCUUUCUCUGUUAGGUUAGUUCAGUGGGUUGUUUUUCAGUUAGAAUCAUUUUGUUUGUUAUUUUGUCCUGAGUUCACUCUGAAGUUGAAUUGUGAUUUAAGUAUUUCUUUACCUUUUAAAUAAACCCCUUUUGUUCACCUUUGACACACCUUCUCCUUGAGGCUGCUUGGGACUUCAAGUAUUGUCAUUCAGUCAGCAGUUUUUGUGGGUGGGCAGUUUUAAGGUGGACUUUUAGUUUUAAGGUGGACUUGUAAGUUUUAAGGUGGACUUGUUCAGUCCUGAUGUAAAGUUGCUGAUUUUCAGAGAUGAAUGUUUGUCUCUUAGAAAUGAAAAGCUGCCAGAUGAUCCAGAUGUGAGCUGUAUUUCAUGUAACCUGUGACCUGAUGUCAUUCUGUUCAUCUACUUUUUGAUAAUAUUGUGUGGAAGACAAUAAAAA